This is a messenger RNA of Phoenix dactylifera (date palm), 1482 nucleotides long. Its product is annotated as tetraketide alpha-pyrone reductase 2-like. Gene Ontology annotation, molecular function: oxidoreductase activity, acting on the CH-OH group of donors, NAD or NADP as acceptor. NCBI's taxonomy places the organism in Eukaryota, Viridiplantae, Streptophyta, Magnoliopsida, Arecales, Arecaceae. The record is from RefSeq and is a predicted model, not a curated record.
AGACUGGAGAGAUCGAGAAGACCGAGAGUGGAAGAGUGCACAAAGUGUAAAGAAAGAAAGAAAGAACUUCCUCGAAAAAGAGUGAAGGAGGAAGCAGCGGGUAGAUGCCGGAGUAUUGCGUGACCGGGGGGACGGGCUUCAUAGCCUCUCACCUCGUUAGAGCACUGCUGGCCAAAGGCCACACAGUCCGGGCCACCGUCAGAGAUCCAGGGGAUGAGGCCAAGGUUGGCUUCUUAUGGAGCUUUGAUGGAGCCAAGGAGAGGCUCAGGUUGGUGAAGGCUGAUCUGUUGGUUGAAGGAAGCUUCGAUGAGGCCGUGGACGGAGCUGAUGGCGUCUUCCACACGGCGAGCCCAGUGUAUGCUCUCCCUGGCCAAAACAUUCAGGAAGCUCUGAUUGAUCCAGCCAUUAGAGGCACAGCAAAUGUGCUCAACUCCUGCUCUAAAGCAAACUCGGUCCGGCGUGUCGUGCUCACCUCCUCCUGCGCGGCACUCAGGUAUCGAGACGAUGUGACUGCCGCCUCCCCGCUCGACGAGUCGCACUGGAGUGACCUCGAGUACUGCAAAAGAUACAACAUGUGGUAUGCUUACGCUAAGACGCUGGCUGAGAAAGAGGCAUGGCAACUGGCAAAGGAAUAUGGCAUUAGUCUUGUGGUUGUGCUCCCAUCUUUUGUUGUAGGGACGUUGCUUACGCCACAGCCCACAAGCACCCUCAAAACGCUACUAUCCAUCAUAAAAGGAGAGCGCCCUUGUUAUCCUAACAGGAAGGGGGGAUUCGUGCACAUUGAUGAUGCGGUCCUCGGCCACAUUUUGGCAAUGGAGGAGAGCAGAGCCUCAGGAAGGCUCAUUUGUUCAGGCAGCGUAGCUGAUUGGUCCGAGAUUGUGGAGAUGCUGAGAGCCAAAUAUCCAUCCUAUCCAAUCCCCAACAAUUUAGGCGUGGCGAUGAGCAUGGAGAGGACAACCCCCACAGCAUGGAUACCACUAAGAUCAGGGACCUCGGGAUGCCGCCUUUCAAGACUAUCCCCCAGAUGCUUGAUGAGUGCGUCAAGAGUCUCCAAGAGAAGGGAUUCUUGUGAAGCUCUUCGUUGUUGAAGGCCAUCCGACACUUGGGAACAGCAAUAUGUGCUAUAUCUAUAUCAAUUUAAGAUGUUUUGAUUGUUUUGAUCUACUCCAUUAGCGUCAAGAAUUUUCUGUGACUAAAGAUGGAUUUCUCUGCUCGAUCUACCAUCUCCGGAGGUCAGACAACAACGCUUUGGCUGGAACUUAUGAUCUCGGAAGUCGUAGGCGGUGUCAGGAUUCAUGGUGCACUUUUUAUUUUGGAAAGCCAAAUUCGAGCUUUAGACCAAAUCCGCGUUAUUAAAGUGCUGGGUAUUUCCACAGUCGAAGAAAUGUCUUCUUUUUAAAAUUAUAGAAAAAAUACAGAGUACAUGUCUUAGAUCGUUUUUGGAUAUAAAAAAAUGUCUUAGAUCGUUUUUGGCUACUAAAA